AUGGCGUUCCACAUCAAGCAAGCACUGCUUGUUCGCCCAUCCUUCACCUUGGCCUGCGGUUGGCAGAUGGGUUCGAGCAAUGCGGCGCUGCACUUCCCACUGCUGGCCGCCGUAAGGCUAAGAGCAGCGGGGAAAGGCACAGCAUGGCAGCUGCCGUACUCAUUCGGGGUGUACGGUUCUGUUUGGCUGCCGGAGCCCUUGCAGUCCAUGAGCCUGCGUUCCUUCGAUGGCGUCCCAGACGAGAUCGCCCGGCUGGAAGCGGAGAAUCAAGAUCUACGAAGCCAGAUAAUUUUUAUGGAAAGCAGCGAAGAUCAAUCACGGCAGGACUCCUUUGCGCGGACGCGUAUGAGCAGCACAAGUUCCCUUCAGGAUCUGGAGAUUUCCUUUCGGCCACAGCGCCGACGAAACAACUCGUCAAGCGAAGAUGAAGCCGACGAAGUUGAAGCUGAAGGGAUCCGAGAGAUGAUGAUGGCGAACCGAUGGGCGCGUCUGACAAAAGGCUUGAUGUCGAUGCAACCGGACAGCCAACUAGAAGCCGAGCUGCUUCGAGGCCAGAAGUUGACCGAGCGCAAUAAGGAGUUACAAGAGAAGAUUGAAAGCUUGCAGCAGCAGCGGCACUUGCACUUCGAGAAGCUGCAGCUGGCACAGUCCCUGGUCCAAGAUGAGGCAGCAGAAAAGGAGCACUGCCUGGAGGCGUUGGCCAGCACGGUGGAGAAGUUGAAAUCUACAGAGGAGGAGUGCAAGGUUGCAAAGCAGCACGUCUGGCAGCUGCAAGAUGAACUGGAAGCUUCACAGCUGGAGAGCGCCCAAGCCACGAUGAGACUCGGGAUACGCAACAGCCUGUCUGCUGCCCUGGACAUGGAGCCUUUGCAAGAGCAAGCCCUCCGCGGAACCGCAGCAAUCACAGGCACAUCCCGAGGUGCAGAGCCACAAUUGGUGCGGCGCAUGGCAGAUCUGAUCCGCCGCAACUUGAUUCUUCAGAGGCGACUCUCUGGCUUGCUCGAGUGGCGCUCGCAAGUCACGGUCAGCAAGCUUCAGAACGACUUGAUGCAGAAGGAGCAAGAUGGCAACGAGACCGGCACUGCGUGCACUCUGGCUGAGGCCCUCAAUGAGUUGGCGGCGGCGCGCCUGGAGCACCGGGCAGCUGCAGAGGAGGCAGAGGAGUACGAAGACCAGCUGGUGCAGCUGCAACAGGAGAAGUUGAACCUCAUCACCCAGAUGCAGAAGGCCCCGAAAUCGCCAUCCUCCAGGAAGUCGAGGCAGUCUGUUCGACUCUUUGGUGCCAAGCUGGCGGAGUUGCAGCGAGAGAAAGGCGCACACACUUCCAGUUUCGAGGCGCCUCCCUCCAGCUCCGAGUAUUCAUCACCUUCACCGGUCAGAUUCUCCGCCAUGGGAGCAAGCACAUCGUUUGAGAUUGAAACCGAGGAGGCCCCCAUGCUGAGUGAGCUGGAGUCAGCCCUCGCGAGCAAGCGAAAGGCAGACGAGGAAAAUCAACAACUGUUACAACAUGCCUUGCAAGCGAGCUCUCAUGCAGAGGAGCUGGUUGCUGAUGGGCAGCGGCAGAAUGAGAAGUUGAGAACAAGGUUCGACGAGGAGUGCGCUCAUUUGCGCCAGAAGCACUCCAUGGACAUCCAGGCUGCAGAGGAAGCCUCUGCCCAGAGGCUGCUGGAGGAUGUGGCGGACGCGGAGCUGAUGUUCGCAGAGCAGUUCGAAAAGCAGGUGGAGGAGGUGGAGCUCAGGGAGCAGGAGGUGCGUGCAGAGCAAAGGCAACACGCUGACGAGGUUUCGCACCUGAAGCAGCAGCUCAUGGCAACAGGCAUCGAAGCGGAGACACGGGAGGAGAACUUCGCGCUGAUGGCUCACGUCGAGCUGAAGGAGUCACGCCAAGAAUGCGAGAGUUUGCGCCGGGAUGCGUCGGCCGCGAUGGCCUCGGAGCUGGCUACUCUCCAAGAAGAGGCGGCCAGCGUGGCUUCUUCAAAUGCUCAGCUUCUGGCGUUCAGCAACGAGCUGCAGGAAGAGCUUCUGACAGUCCAGCAGCAGUCCGUCAUGGACCUCGCUGCGAUGCAGAGGUUCGACGAGGAGUGCGCUCAUUUGCGCCAGAAGCACUCCAUGGACAUCCAGGCUGCAGAGGAAGCCUCUGCCCAGAGGCUGCUGGAGGAUGUGGCGGACGCGGAGCUGAUGUUCGCAGAGCAGUUCGAAAAGCAGGUGGAGGAGGUGGAGCUCAGGGAGCAGGAGGUGCGUGCAGAGCAAAGGCAACACGCUGACGAGGUUUCGCACCUGAAGCAGCAGCUCAUGGCAACAGGCAUCGAAGCGGAGACACGGGAGGAGAACUUCGCGCUGAUGGCUCACGUCGAGCUGAAGGAGUCGCGCCAAGAAUGCGAGAGUUUGCGGGAUGCGUCGGCCACGAUGGCCGCGGAGCUGGCCACUCUCAAAGAAGAGGCAGCUGCGGCGGCGUCUUUAAAUGCUCAGCUGGCUUUCAGCAAGGAGCUCCAGGUGUCGCAAGAGGACUCUGCGCGUGCAGCCAUCAGCGAGAUCCAGCAGGAAGCGCAGACGGAAAGUGCAGUGGCCGCAGCGGUCGGCCGGGCGGAAGCAGAGCCGCUUGUCUUUGAGACCCGCCCUUUGCAGCUUCUGCUCGAAGAGCAGACGCGCCAACUGCAGACAGCUGGUUUCUCAGAGACCGCCUUGCACAAUUUGUGCAGUGAAGCAGUGAAGCACAGCAAGAAGAGCUGGAGCAUGACUCGUGUACGCAUGGUAGCGCAAGCUCAGGCCGCCGAGGUUUCGCGCCUCAAGCAGCAGCUCGUGGAAACAGGCAUCGAAGCGGAGACACGGGAGGAGAACUUCGCCCUGAUGGCUCACGUCGAGCUGAAGGAGUCGCGCCAAGAAUGCGAGAGCGACUUUGCUUGCAUUGCUACGCGAGAUGGUUUGCGGGAUGCGUCGGCCACGAUGGCCGCGGAGCUGGCCACUCUCAAAGAAGAGGCAGCUGCGGCGGCGUCUUUAAAUGCUCAGCUGGCUUUCAGCAAGGAGCUCCAGGCAGGGAUUGCAUCUUCUGAUUGGCAAAGUCUGCCGGUCUGCCACAUUCAAGUCAAGCAGGUGUCGCAAGAGGACUCUGCGCGAGCAGCCAUCAGCGAGAUCCAGCAGGAAGCGCAGACGGAAAGUGCAGUGGCCGCAGCGGUCGGCCGGGCGGAAGCAGAGCCGCUUGUCUUUGAGACCCGUGAAGCAGUGAAGCACAGCAAGAAGAGCUGGAGCAUGACUCGUGCACCCAUGGUAGUGCAAGCUCAGGCCGCCGAGGUUUCGCGCCUCAAGCAGCAGCUCGUGGAAACAGGCAUCGAAGCGGAGACACGGGAGGAGAACUUCGCGCUGAUGGCUCACGUCGAGCUGAAGGAGUCGCGCCAAGAAUGCGAGAGCGACUUUGCUUGCAUUGCUACGCGAGAUGGUUUGCGGGAUGCGUCGGCCACGAUGGCCGCGGAGCUGGCCACUCUCAAAGAAGAGGCGCUUGGCGUUGCCUCAUACAAGGCAGCUGCGGCGGCGUCUUUAAAUGCUCAGCUGGCUUUCAGCAAGGAGCUCCAGGCAGGGAUUGCAUCUUCUGAUUGGCAAAGUCUGCCGGUCUGCCACAUUCAAGUCAAGCAGGUGUCGCAAGAGGACUCUGCGCGAGCAGCCAUCAGCGAGAUCCAGCAGGAAGCGCAGACGGAAAGUGCAGUGGCCGCAGCGGUCGGCCGGGCGGAAGCAGAGCUCGAAAAGCAGACGCGCCAACUGCAGACAGAGGUGUCUGCAGAGCAACGGAAACACGCCGCCGAGGUUUCGCGCCUCAAGCAGCAGCUCGUGGAAACAGGCAUCGAAGCGGAGACACGGGAGGAGAACUUCGCGCUGAUGGCUCACGUCGAGCUGAAGGAGUCGCGCCAAGAAUGCGAGAGUUUGCGGGAUGCGUCGGCCACGAUGGCCGCGGAGCUGGCCACUCUCAAAGAAGAGGCAGCUGCGGCGGCGUCUUUAAAUGCUCAGCUGGCUUUCAGCAAGGAGCUCCAGGUGUCGCAAGAGGACUCUGCGCGUGCAGCCAUCAGCGAGAUCCAGCAGGAAGCGCAGACGGAAAGUGCAGUGGCCGCAGCGGUCGGCCGGGCGGAAGCAGAGCUCGAAGAGCAGACGCGCCAACUGCAGACAGAGGUGUCUGCAGAGCAACGGAAACACGCCGCCGAGGUUUCGCGCCUCAAGCAGCAGCUCGUGGAAACAGGCAUCGAAGCGGAGACACGGGAGGAGAACUUCGCGCUGAUGGCUCACGUCGAGCUGAAGGAGUCGCGCCAAGAAUGCGAGAGUUUGCGGGAUGCGUCGGCCACGAUGGCCGCGGAGCUGGCCACUCUCAAAGAAGAGGCAGCUGCGGCGGCGUCUUUAAAUGCUCAGCUGGCUUUCAGCAAGGAGCUCCAGGCAGGGAUUGCAUCUUCUGAUUGGCAAAGUCUGCCGGUCUGCCACAUUCAAGUCAAGCAGGUGUCGCAAGAGGACUCUGCGCGAGCAGCCAUCAGCGAGAUCCAGCAGGAAGCGCAGACGGAAAGUGCAGUGGCCGCAGCGGUCGGCCGGGCGGAAGCAGAGCUCGAAAAGCAGACGCGCCAACUGCAGACAGAGGUGUCUGCAGAGCAACGGAAACACGCCGCCGAGGUUUCGCGCCUCAAGCAGCAGCUCGUGGAAACAGGCAUCGAAGCGGAGAUCCGGGAGGAGAACUUCGCGCUGAUGGCUCACGUCGAGCUGAAGGAGUCGCGCCAAGAAUGCGAGAGUUUGCGGAAUGCGUCGGCCACGAUGGCCGCGGAGCUGGCCACUCUCAAAGAAGAGGCAGCUGCUGCGGCGUCUUUAAACGCUCAGCUGGCUUUCAGCAGGGAGCUUCAGGCAACCAGCGAGAUCCAGCAGGAAGCGCAGACGGAAAGUGCAGUGGCCGCAGAGGUCGGCCGGGCGGAAGCAGAGCCGCUUGUCUUUGAGACCCGUGAAGCAGUGAAGCACAGCAAGACGAGCUGGAGCAUGACUCGUGUACGCAUGGUAGCGCAAGCUCAGGCCGCCGAGGUUUCGCGCCUCAAGCAGCAGCUCGUGGAAACAGGCAUCGAAGCGGAGAUCCGGGAGGAGAACUUCGCGCUGAUGGCUCACGUCGAGCUGAAGGAGUCGCGCCAAGAAUGCCAGAGUUUGCGCCGGGAUGCGUCGGCCGCGAUGGCCUCGGAGCUGGCUACUCUCCAAGAAGAGGCGGCCAGCGUGGCGUCUUCAAAUGCUCAGCUUCUGGCGUUCAGCAACGAGCUGCAGGAAGAGCUUCUGACAGUCCAGCAGCAGUCCGUCAUGGACCUCGCAGCGAUGCAGAGGUCAGAGCGUGCUGCGGCGUCCUUGCGAAGCCUGAUGUCCGACAUCCGCCAUGCAGAAGAGAGCGCAGCAGCCAGAGAGGAGAUCGCCAUCGACAAAUUGACUGCAAUGAGGGCAAGGUUCGAGAGUGAGACCAGAGAGCUGGCAGCUGCAACGUCAAACGAGCGGCGCAGCGAACAGCUUCUCCUUGCCGCACAAGAGGCACAGGGCAUGCUACGCAGCGAGUGCGGUGCUUUGACAGCGCACGUAGAGCGCGCCGCGGCUGCUGAGUCAGUGGCUCAGGCAAGAACUGCGGAGGUAGAAGAGCAGCGAAAGGUCCUGCGGCAGGAGUGCCAUCGCCUACGCAGUGACAACGUAGUUCUCCGACAACAGAUACACGGAGGGUCCCCAUCUCUGCAAGACAUCAAGAUUGUUGCAGCUGCGCGCCAUCAACCUUGA
Symbiodinium natans is the source of this 5760-nucleotide messenger RNA. NCBI's taxonomy places the organism in Eukaryota, Dinophyceae, Suessiales, Symbiodiniaceae. The record is from the annotation of a GenBank genome assembly.